Brienomyrus brachyistius is the source of this 2697-nucleotide messenger RNA. RefSeq names its product 3'(2'), 5'-bisphosphate nucleotidase 2 (gene bpnt2). Gene Ontology annotation, molecular function: 3'-nucleotidase activity. The record is from RefSeq and is a predicted model, not a curated record. Gene Ontology annotation, biological process: phosphatidylinositol phosphate biosynthetic process. The coding region runs from base 305 to 1336 and encodes 343 amino acids. Gene Ontology annotation, cellular component: endomembrane system. The transcript is spliced from 5 exons. Lineage: Eukaryota; Metazoa; Chordata; Actinopteri; Osteoglossiformes; Mormyridae.
GAAGAAUAAUUGGAGGACUAACAUCUGACCUGGAACAGAAACCGGAACCUUUACCCUUUUCCACCCUGCUUAACGUGGACGUGGAUUUGUAUUUUUGACUGUUUUUGUAGAUUUCAUAUACGUAUUUGCCGGUCUCAUUAUUCCGGAUACUCUUUUAACUGCGCUGUCCCCAGUAGAGUAAGCAGUGUGAGCACUGAUCGUGUUGAGCUGUCGCGUUAUUGGUGUCAUAAAUUUGCACGGAAGGUUCUGAAAUACAAAUGCAUUUUCCGUAGGACGAUUAGCUCUUGGGAUUAGGCUAUCCGAAAUGGCUCCGAUGGGAAUCCGGCUGUCUCCACUAGGAGUGGCCGUGUUUUGCUUAUUGGGGGUGGGUAUAAUCUAUCACCUUUAUUCCGGGGUCCUGUCCGGCAGAAUAGCGGCGUUUAGGCAGCGCGAGACCGUGGAUCUGCGGGAGCUGCUGGCGCUGUCGGUGGAAGCCGCAGUGCUGGGCGGCCGGGAGGUGAAGCGAGUCCGGGAAGAUAACACCUUAGAGGAGAAGUCAAAGGGGGAGACCAAGGAAGGAGCCGACGAAAAGCUCACCCUGGGGGACUUGAGCUCCCACCGCAAGAUGUAUCAGCUCAUAAAAAGCACCUUUCCUUCUUUACAGGUAAACUCGGAGGAACACGACAACACUAGAGUGGAGGAUCUGCCGGCGUGGGACCGCAGGAUUCCCGAAGAGAUCGCCCAGGUGGUCGGCCGGAGCCAGGAUGUGCCACCGGAAAGCAUCACUGUGUGGAUCGAUCCCCUGGACGCCACGCAGGAAUACACGGAGGACCUCCGAAAGUAUGUCACGACGAUGGUUUGCGUUGCGGUUAAUGGGGCUCCCGUUAUUGGUGUAAUCCAUAAACCAUUUACUGGGUAUACAGCUUGGGCGAUGGUCGAUGGCGGUUCCAACGUGAAGCCACGGGACUCGUACAACGAGAAGUCGCCGCGGGUGAUCGUGUCGCGCUCUCACGCCGGCAAAGUGAAGGGAUUCGUGGAAGCGGCCUUCGGCAACAACACCGUCAUCUUUCCAGCAGGGGGCGCAGGUUACAAAGUUCUGGCACUUUUGAACCCAACUGACGAAAAGUACGAAGAGGCCGAUGUGUACCUCCACAUCACCUACGUGAAGAAGUGGGACAUCUGCGCGGGCAACGCUAUCCUGAGGGCGCUUGGCGGUCACAUGACCACGCUGAAGGGGGAGGAGAUUAACUACACUGGCUCUGAGGGCAAUAAUGGCGGUCUUCUAGCUAGUAUCCACAUGGACCACAAGGCCCUGGUUCUCCGGCUGCCGGAACGAGACGCAGAUAAACACAGAUAACUAGCCUGUCCCUGAGAUCAUUAUACUUUUUCAUUUUAAAUAAACAAAUAUGGUACAAGAAAAAAAAAAUGGAGUAAAGGUCUCUACCACGGUUCUCAGAAACGGACAUUAAAUGAUGGAGAACCUCUCAACGGUUAAAUUCCUCCGGGACGUCAGCCACUGUGGACAGUAUCCUGGCAUGCUACUGUUGCAGUAUAUAGUACCAAUUCUCUCCUUAGUACAUUUUAAUGUGUUGUGGGUUAUGUGAAGGGGAGAGCUUCUAUGUUAAUUUGUGAGUUCCUUUGACCAUAGCAGCUAAUAGUUGUACUGAAUGCUACUUAUUCCGCGCUGUGAAUUAGAGACCCAGCCAAUAUACUAGUCUGUAUAUUUGGUAAUAAUUUACGCCCCACUCCUACAGCCAGGAAUGGGACUUUUAAAUGUGUUAUUUUCUCUGUGGGUGGGUGGAUGGGGGGUGGGGCGGUCAUAGCAAAUGCAUGACCUGUUGCUUUAUUUAAAAAAAUGGGAAGUAUUUAUUUUCAGAAGUGGUUUUUGAUUGUCCUGUACAUGCACUCUGUCUGGCAGGUUUUAGCCACAUUCCUAACGCUUGGAUUCCAUUAUCUGUGCAAUAGGUUUGCUCGUCUUCAGUGCCACCAAAAGAGUAAAGCACAUUAAAGUAGGCAGGUCUUAGAUGCCGCCGAGGUACCGGCGAAGGGGGUCUCUCCAGCCUGCCGUUCACUGUGAGCGCUGCUUCUGUGGCCGGCGUUUGUGUGAAGUUGAUUGCAUUGUAUCUCAGGCUCUCUGCAUCGGGAGGUUUUUUGGUUGAAUGGAGGUUUUAUUACUGAGCAGAUGCGGGUUUCUGUUCUUAGAUGCUCUAUUAUUAUUUUUUUUUUUAACCGCUUGGGUUUGCGGUUCUUUGUGUUUUUUUUUUUUGUUAAUAUGAAGGGGCUCUCCGUUGUGCACUGCUGCCAGUCCCCUUCCCACUGCAUCCAGUGACGAGGGGGUAGAAGCCACGGCGUUAAGCUACAGCUGUACCCGUCUGGCUUGCUUUUUGGUUGGCCGGUGGGUUGGGUUUUUGGGAGAAUUAUGACCAGGAAAGGAGACCAGCUGCCUGAAUUGUGUUUCUGUUUGGGAGUGGCGUGGGGGGGUGGGCAAAAUGACAGAAAGAGAACUGUGAUGUUCGUUUGAGGCCUGAAGUUGGGUCUACAGGGGAAAGUGGAAAAUCAUGCUAUGAAGAAUUAUGGGGGAAUUGAGUAAUAUGAGGAUAAUGUCUUCUGUCUCACAUGUAUUCUUCUGUAACUGAAAAUGUUUGGGGUUCUCAUUUGCUGAUUUCAAAUGGCUGUGUUCAAGUACAAUCUAAUAAAAAUCAAAGGUGUGUGUGUUUA